AUGGCCUCACCGAAUCCGAGGAAAGAGGCCCCCGUAACACCUGGUCCUCCGAGGUUCACAUUUACAACUUCUCCGGACCAGAUAGUUGACCGCUCGAUGUCUUCAACAGUAAUCCCAGACAUGCAACCACAGAGUUCAUUUUCGAAAAUAACACCUAGCGAGUCAGACUUCUGUGUCCCAGAUAACACCGAAGAGUUUUGGGCCGACAACCUACGCCAAGCGCGGAAGAAGAUAGCUCAGAUCCAGGCAACGGUUGAUGGGAAUGUCGGGAUAUCUACCCACAACCUCCUGGUCUCUGGUCUCGAGAAAAAGGAAAUUCAGCAACUUCUGCAGAAAAAGCAUAGUGGCUCCAGGGCCACUUUCACCGACGAGCAAGUUCUAUUCCAAACCAUGCCGGGAAACGCGCACGAGCAAUUGAUCGUGUUCUUACAGCAGAACUUCGCGAGGGCAAUGGAGGCGGCGAAUUGCCAGAUGACGAGAUCCACGUGGGUAGGUAUUGGCGCCACGAGCUCAAAGGGACGGUUUUGCGGAAAGGAGCCCGAUUGGGGUGGAAUAACUCGGACGGUGCCACGAAGCUUAUCCUCCUUUUCAAAAUCAAAGACACCCGGGGCUUCGCGGUCGAGGUUGAGUUAUGGGAAGAGGUGGUGGCCCAUGACACCGGUGUGGCAACCCGAUCGCGGCCUCCGUCUAUCUUAA
Messenger RNA from Penicillium mononematosum, 696 nucleotides. RefSeq lists its product as uncharacterized. NCBI's taxonomy places the organism in Eukaryota, Fungi, Ascomycota, Eurotiomycetes, Eurotiales, Aspergillaceae. The record is from RefSeq and is a predicted model, not a curated record. The transcript has a single exon. Bases 1 to 696 code for a protein of 231 amino acids.